Molecule: messenger RNA, 1038 nt
Organism: Dioszegia hungarica
Lineage: Eukaryota; Fungi; Basidiomycota; Tremellomycetes; Tremellales; Bulleribasidiaceae
Product: thaumatin family-domain-containing protein
Exons: 11
Coding region: 1-1038 (345 amino acids)
Source: RefSeq, a predicted model, not a curated record
AUGGCUACCCGUCCAUCCCAGGCAUCCCACGCAGGCGCAACAUACCAAUCUUCUGCCCGGUCCCCGCACACUGCAAAGUAUCGCUCAUCCAGCAUGCCUGCUUAUCUACUAAUGCUUGUGGUCGCUUUGAUUCCCGCCACGCAGGCCGUGCGGAAGAUCACCAUUGACAAUCAGUGCAAGGGGACAGUCUGGCCAGCUAUUCAAGUCGAAUGGCCGAAAAACGCACCACCUGGACCAAAUCCUACCAAGAUGGACGGCUCUCCGCAGCCAUUCGGAUGGAAGCAGCCUCCCGGCAAAUACUCUUUCCAAGUGCCUGACGAUUGGACGCGCAGUCGCAUCUGGGCGCGGACAGGCUGCAAGGACGAUGGAACGGGGUGCAAAAUCGGAGGUUGUGCGAGCGGUGGACAGUGCAAUGGCCGCGACUGGGGCGGGUCUGGAGGUACACUGGCCGAGUUCACACUGUUGACGACGAAGACGAUACACCAGUCUACGGACAAUUAUGAUGUGUCUAUGGUGGACGGAUUCAAUUUACCGAUGACCAUCUCUCAUUCUGCCGGCUGCGAGACCGCUUCAUGCGGUGUGGGGGCCGGCCAUGAUAUCUUGACAAUGUGCGAUUCGAGAUUGGCAUAUCCUCCUGGAUCGGACGUCGUCUGGGGCUGCGUCUCGCCGUGCAAUGUUGGAAAGCAGCUGUCGCCCGCAUUCUCGGGGGAAAACUCAGUGUGGUGCUGUAAUCAGAACGGCGUUGCAAUCAGCCCCCAGACCCGGUGUGACAAGAAGGACAUCCCGUUUUACACCAAGUACAAGCCGCACUGUCAAAAGGCCUAUGUAUUCCCGGCGGACGAUAAUUACCAUGAUCCGGAUGCUGUCUUCAUGUGUAACAAACCAGGAGACUUCACCAUCACGCUCUGUCCAGGGGGGAUUGGCGAAGGCACAGCGCCCAAAUCCAAGCCUAUUGUCGUGGAUCCUGGGAUAUCUCUACUGAACGGUGGUCGCUUGGGCAUGGCGAAACGACGAGCCGAUGUGGAACGAUCUGAGUAG